UCCCACUAGGCCAUCUUCAAAUUUGUCGAAGAUAAGAUAAGUCGAUUGUGUUUAUUCGCAAAGUUUGCAGGAUAGAAAAAAAAAAUAUGACGCUGCAGAUUGGUUUAUGGGUUUGAUUGGAGGCUUAAUUUUAUCAUACUUAGUGAUUGCGGGAGGCGUUAUCAAGUGUCUCCGAGUGAUAGAUUUAACAACAGACGAUUACGAAUUGUCUUGAAAUAAAUCGUUGACGGAGUAUUCCUUCUCAAUCGAUUAUCACCAGCAAGUGCAUUUAGACAUUGUUUCAUCUGUGCACAUCACUUAUUGUCAGAAGGAUAAAUCAUUAUGAAAUUCGCGCUCGUUUUUUUCGCAAUUUUCGUGCUAGCUCAUGGAGUCCAGGGCAGACCAUGCGAUGAAGACUCCUCGGCGUCCUCGGAGGAAAGAAUUGUACGGGUACCAGAGUCAAAACCAGUACCCGUGGAAGAAGAAGACUCAGUCUCGGUAGAAGACUCGGGUUUCAAGCCUAGCAAUAUCAUUGACGGACCUGUCGUUUGCCCGGAAGGUCAGAAACCCGAUCACAAAGGAAAGUGCCGUGAAGUUUGGGGCAGAAAAGCCCCAAGUCUGGAGUAGAUAAAAUUCUUUCUUUAUCAGUGCUCUCAAGUGUGCAGUUUGUUGAGCAGUCUUGCAUCGUUCAUCAGGUGAUCAGUUCGAAAUCAUUGUUUGUCAUCAAACAGUAUUGUUAUGAACAUUCGUGCCAUGGUUAUAAUUGACUGAAGCUGCCAAUAAAAUACAAUUUGUCUGGUGAGAAA
Molecule: messenger RNA, 785 nt
Organism: Toxorhynchites rutilus septentrionalis
Lineage: Eukaryota; Metazoa; Arthropoda; Insecta; Diptera; Culicidae
Exons: 2
Coding region: 322-606 (94 amino acids)
Source: RefSeq, a predicted model, not a curated record